AAAGACCCCAAACUCUAGGCUAUUGGUUUCCCUGCUGUGCUUAACAAAAGGAAAACAACUAUUCACAGGUGGUAGAGAUGCCUUGCAUAAGUCUGAAUCUAUGAUACACUUGUGUGAAUCUCCUUUGCAUAAUUCUUGAGUUCUUUGUUGGGUGUUCUCUGGGAAAUAUGCUGUGAUGGUUAAUUUCUAACCACAGGAAGUGGACUCCACCCUGUGUUUUCUAUGUUUUGCUCUCAUUUUUCACACCCACCUGAGGUGCCCAAUCAGACGUGCAAAACAUGCUUUAAUGAAGGCCAUGUUAGCAUGAAGGAAAUCAACUACUAAAACAUUUUCUAAACAAGAAACUGUGAUGAUAAAUAAAACAUAAUCAAGAGAGGACAUAAUUUGGCCAUAGAUGUUUUCUGUUUUCACUGUCUCAGCAAUUUUCUAUCUUUCUUUCUAUCUCUCUCUCUCACACAUACACAGAAUGCAAUGCAAUGCAACUCCCUCCCUCCCGCUCUCUCUCUCUCUGUGUGCGUGUGUGUUUGUACAUGUGUGUCGCCUAUGUGUCUGUAAAAUUGACUUGUGAUUGAAGCAAGAAUAACACACCCCACUAUCUUUGUGGCAAGUUUCCUGUGGAUGUUGCAUUAAAAGAGAAAAGAAGGUUGCGAAACAUCCUUUUUCAUAGGAGCGAUGAUUCAAUAGUCAAGUCAGCUCUAGAGUGUGUGAAUGGGUCUGUUGGAUGCUGAAUCUACCAAAACAUCUGUCUGUGAAAGAUGCGCUCUUGGAUAUUUCAUCAGCAGCCAUCCAUGGUGACUGUGGCAUUGGGGAUUACUUUCAUUGCAAUAAGUAAUGAUUUGCUUCUCAGUCGAAUGGGCGUUCAGGCCUGGACUUAUAAUUACACCACAGACCCACCAUUGAACUGGGAGUCGGCUCGACGCUACUGCAAGGAGCACUUCACCGACAUAGUGGCAAUCCAGAACAAGGCUGAAAUCGCCUACCUCAAUGAGGCACUGCCUCGUAACCAAGGCUACUACUGGAUCGGCAUCCGGAAGGUGCAGGAGAAGUGGACCUGGGUGGGCACCAAUAAGAUCCUGACACCUGAGGCGGAGAACUGGGCCACGGGGGAGCCCAAUGACUUGGGCGACGGGCAAGACUGUGUGGAGAUCUACAUCAAGAGAGAGAUAGAUAUGGCACAAUGGAAUGAUGAGAACUGUGGAAAGAAAAAGGGAGCUAUCUGCUACACAGCCUCGUGCUCUGAAGAGUCCUGCAGUCAGUUUGGGGAGUGUGUGGAGACCAUUGGAGACUUUAAGUGCAGGUGUUAUCUUGGCUUUGAAGGCCCUCGCUGUGAGAGAGCUGUGGUGUGUGGGCCAGUGCAACCUCCAGAGCAGGGCUCAGUGGGCUGUCUCCACGCCUUUGGAGAGAACAGCUACAACUCCAGCUGCCAGGUCCGAUGCAAUGCAGGCUUCCAGCUGCAGGGGGCAGCACAGCUACUCUGCCUGGCCACCAGACAGUGGGACCAACAAACUCCCUCAUGCCAAGCUGUGAAGUGUCCAGCAGUGUCUGAUGCCCCUAGUGGAGGAGGUUUGAACUGCAGCCACCCGAUUGCUCCCUACAGCUUCAACUCCACCUGUGAAUUCAGGUGUGAUGAGGGCUUCCUGCUCCAAGGAGCUAAGAGAACAGAAUGUGACGCCACAGGCCAGUGGACACACCCAGCCCCCACCUGCAAAGUGGUAACCUGUGAUCCACUGCUGGUGCCUUCGGGAGUCGACUUCACCUGUGAAAACCCACUGGGUGCCUCCUCCUACAACUCUACCUGUAAUUUCUCCUGUAAGGUGGGUCACACUCUGAUGGGACCAUUCAGCCUCACCUGCCUGGCGUCUGGAACCUGGUCAGCAGCAGCACCUGUGUGUAAAGUUGUACGCUGUGGCCAACUAAAUGCCCCUCUUCAUGGCAAGCUGCGGUGUCAAGACCCUUUGGAGAAUUUCAGCUACAACUCCACCUGCUGGUCAGAGUGUGAUGAGGGCUUCCUGCUCCAAGGAGCUAAGAGAACAGAAUGUGACGCCACAGGCCAGUGGACACAGCCAGCCCCCACCUGCAAAGUUGUAAGGUGUGAACAAUUAAAAGCCCCAUCAAAUGGCAAAUUAAAGUGUCAGGACCCCUUGGAGAAGUCCAGCUACAACUCCACCUGCUGGUCAGAAUGUGAUAGCGGCUUCAUCCUUAAGGGAAACAACUCCACGUUCUGCUCCAUCCGAGGCCAGUGGAGCCAUGCCCUUCCCAUUUGCCAGGCUGUUGAGUGUCCUGCAGUGUCUGAUGCCCCUAGUGGAGGAGGCAUGAACUGCAGCCACCCCAUUGCUCCCUACAGCUUCAACUCCACCUGUGAAUUCCGGUGUGAUGAGGCCUUCCUGCUUCAAGGAGCUAAGAGAACAGAAUGUGAUGCCACAGGCCAGUGGACGCACCCAGCCCCCACCUGCAAAGUGAGAGAGAGAUCAUUGGGUGCAGCCCUGCUGAUGUACACAGCAGUGGGUGCUGCCUCUGCCCUUGGCCUGCUUGGUUUGAUUGGUGUAGGACUGCUUGUGCGACGCAUGGCUAAGAAAGCCAGUAGCAGUAAGGGUGAGACGUUGUGGAAUACUGGAAUCAAUCCAGUCUUUGAAGACAGUUAGAACAGAACAGAAACAAAUAAAUGCAAAUACAAAUAAAAAAUAGUAUAAAUAUAUGAAAUACUUAUGUGCUUAAAUGCAUUUGUUGUAAUCAAAUAAAUUAUGAUAAAGUGUCUUGUGUAAUGUGAGGAGUAAAAAGUGAAUCUUUCAGGCAGUCAAUCAUACAAGUCAUGAAAACUGCCUUGACAAGACUGUAGGCUAAUGACUUUUGUUGUUGAAAUUGUGAGGAUAGGAGAUACUGCAGUAGCCUACAUCACAUAUGCAUUAUUAUUGGUCAGAUAAUAUAUCUAUAUACAAAUUCUAAACAUUCAAACAUUAUAUUAUGAUUUGUUACGACAAAAUAAAAAGAGUGCUGUGAAAAUA
Messenger RNA from Alosa sapidissima (American shad), 3002 nucleotides. Its product is annotated as P-selectin-like. Gene Ontology annotation, biological process: response to cytokine; leukocyte tethering or rolling; heterophilic cell-cell adhesion. The transcript has 12 exons. Lineage: Eukaryota; Metazoa; Chordata; Actinopteri; Clupeiformes; Clupeidae. Gene Ontology annotation, molecular function: sialic acid binding; oligosaccharide binding. The record is from RefSeq and is a predicted model, not a curated record. Gene Ontology annotation, cellular component: membrane; external side of plasma membrane. Bases 756 to 2642 code for a protein of 628 amino acids.